UGCAUAAACAUUACCAAUAAACAAAAAUAUAACAUAUGACAUGAUAAGACAUCAUUGUAUUAUUGUGAAUUAGCAGAAGUGCAUGAGUGUUUUCAUUCUUUACCGAUGCGGAAUCAUGGCCCAAGUGGAACUAAUACACGGUGGCCUUUUCCGGGGGAAAGGUUUUAGUGUCGGACCGCCACAGACGAUCAUUUAUUAAAUAUUUGUCCUAGUUAAAGUGAAUAAUAGAAUGGACAUGGGAGUUGUGUUGGAUUAUUACACGGUCCCUGGUUAAUAAAUAUGCGACAAAUAAUCCGGUUUCCACCACUGUUGCCAAAACCUGUGUGGCGCCUUUGCUCAUUUAGGUGUCACACCGGUUCUGAUCAUGAUGCUGCUGCUGUACAGCAAUCUGAGGGAGAAGCAGAAACCCAAAACAAGAUAAAAAAGAAAUGUAAAAGAAAGAGACCUUCAUGUCCAGCAGUCCUUGAUCACUUUGACAGACAAUAUGGUGAGGAACUCGGAGACUUGUGGACGUCUGCCAGGACAGCGCUUCUGGACCCUCGGUCUUGGCAGUAUGGGGUCAUGCUCAACCGCUUCAGCGUUUUGACUGACAUAACACAGAAGCUUCAGUCUCAGGGCUUUUCUGCAUUACUUCCGCAAACAAACAGCUCAGCAUCACUUUGUGCUAGCAGUCCAUCCACAGAAGAAAAAGACUCGAUGUUGAUACCUCACUGCCUCCUUCCUCAUGAACUUCAUCAUCACCCUCAGUCACAUCCCUCACUGCAGUGUUACAUCCACCCCCUUUCACUGCGAUUCCCUUCUCAGGCUCACAGGCCUGGUCGGUUGAAGCAGUACUACCUCCUCAAUGCUGCCUCUCUGCUUCCAGUGCUGGCUCUGCAGGUCAGAGAUGAAGACAGAGUUUUGGAUCUUUGUUCUGCCCCUGGGGGCAAAGCCAUAGCCAUAAUGCAGAGUGCAACUCCAGCAUUUCUCUGUUGCAACGAACCAGAUCCUCACAGACGAGACUGGCUGACCAAAACUUUGGAGUCUUUCCUGCCUCCUUCCCUUAACAGCAGAGUUACUGUAACUGGACGGGACGGACGGUUAAUUGCACAAACCGAAGCUGGUUUUUAUGACAAGGUUCUGGUGGAUGCUCCGUGCUCCAAUGACCGGAGCUGGUUGUAUUCCAGCAGCAACCAGCAGGGGGCGCAGAGACUGAAGAACAGAGAAAAGCUGCCUUCGUUACAAGCUCAGCUUCUUCGGUCUGCACUAUCUGCGGUGCGUCCAGGGGGUGUCGUGGUCUAUUCAACCUGCACACUCUCAAGUUACGAGAACUGGGCCGUUGUUGAGAAGAUCCUAAGAGACUUUCCUCAGGCUGAAACUGAAGACCUCUGGGAGGACAUUGCCAUUCCCCUAUCAAACUAUUUCACAUUUAGUCCUCCCCCUGGUCAAAACCAUAUACAUCUAAAGAAGUCUCCACUAACACUGGAUAGCACCGUGUCCACUCGUCACCACAGACUUGGCUUACUAGUGGUUCCUCAACAUGGCAAGAUGUGGGGGCCGAUGUUUGUGUCUCGAAUAAGAAGAAUAGAAUAGUCUCUUCUUCUGUCUCCUUAAAGAAAAAUAUGUGAAACUGAGCUGCUAAACUUGCAUAUUACCUCUAUAUGGAGCACUGUUUAUAAUUCUGCACACAAAGUGUCAGAGCGUGGAAUAUGCAGAGGGGGCGGAAACGGCACUUUUGAUAUGUGAAUGUAAACAUGUCAACAAGUAGAGCUUUCAGGAAAUCAUAAAUGAUGCUGUUUUAACGCUGCAGCUCUAACCUUCUGCACAUCUGUGUGUUUUUUUAUAAUAUUUUUUUAUAGCUGCUGGUUGCUGUGAAGGUGAGUUGAGAGGAUUUACAUUUUAGGGAACAAAAAUAGUUAAUUGCUCAGAUUAUUUUUAUUAACCUCAAUCAUUAUUAUUGUUAAAAGGAGGAUUCAUUUAGUGAUGAUCCCAGAGAAACAUUAUAGAAAUUAUGGGAUAUGAGUGCUUAGCCAGUUUUAGAUCAUGUUUUGCAGUUUAAAAUAAAACCCUCAACUAUCAAAAAGAGA
Messenger RNA from Oryzias latipes (Japanese medaka), 2066 nucleotides. RefSeq names its product NOP2/Sun RNA methyltransferase 3 (gene nsun3). Gene Ontology annotation, biological process: rRNA methylation. Lineage: Eukaryota; Metazoa; Chordata; Actinopteri; Beloniformes; Adrianichthyidae. Gene Ontology annotation, cellular component: mitochondrial large ribosomal subunit. Gene Ontology annotation, molecular function: RNA methyltransferase activity. The record is from RefSeq and is a predicted model, not a curated record.